UAAAUAUUUUUAAAUAAUAAACUAAAUAUAUUUGCUUUAAUGUGAAACAGAUGACAUCUUGGUGAGUAACAAAAAAGAAUACAUAAACGAUCUGGUAUAAGAAAAUUAUCCCUCUAAAAGAAAGGCAUUUACAUCAUAAAUUGCAUAUAGAUUACUAAUUUUUUUCUACAUGUCAUUUUCACACGUAUGUGUGAAUAAAUAUGAUAAUUCUAAUACGUAGAUGAUUUCAUAAAUUACUAAAUUAUAUAUGUUAGACUUAUAUAUAGAUUACAAUACUUAUUCUCCGCAUUACAUGGACAAGCGAGAUGGAAAAAAAAUAAUAGGUUCAAUAAAUAUAAAAAAUAACAAAAGAAGGAGAACAUAAAGAUAUCUCUUCAUGUCUCAGUAUAGAAUCAUUUUGAUUGCUGUAAGAAGAUGAAUUUCGUCGGGAAUGAAUAUUAUAAACUCAAUCGACGUCUUUUAAUGUUAGUUGGCUUGUGGCCAUAUGAACAUUCAAUUUACAAAUAUUGUCAAAUGAUAUUUUGUAAUGUUAUUGUAAUGUAUAUGACAGUUUCUCAGGUAAGAGUAUACAGUACAUACAAUUUAAUAUCAAGCUUGUGUCACUUGUUUGACUUUGCUCUUACAUGUUGCGGUAAUAAUGGUAUAAGGUAUCUCAUGGAUCAUGUAGAAAAAGAUUGGAAUAUGCUUAAAGAUAAAAAAGAAUUAGAAAUUAUAGAAAGUUAUACUUACGUUGGAAGCAUGUGCACUUUGUCUUUUACAAUAUUGGGUUAUGUGGCUACGAUAACUAUUUUUAUUUCAUCGUUAAUACCAAGUAUCCUCGACAUUAUUGCUCCAUUAAACACUUCGCGACCACGACAAUUUCUAUUUCCGGGAGAGUACUUUAUUGAUCAGCAAAAAUUUUUUUAUGCGAUUUUAUUGCAGACAAAUAUAAGUUUAGGCUUAAUAGUAACCACUUUGGUAGGCACUGAAUCAUUAUACGUGACAUACGUACAGCAUGCUUGCGGAAUGUUUCGUAUUGCCAGGUAAUAAAAUAACAGAAAUUAGGUGGACAAUUGUAUAUUUGUUCUUAAUGCAAAUUAUUUAUAUUUAUUUUAUAAGUAUUA
Messenger RNA from Pogonomyrmex barbatus (red harvester ant), 1103 nucleotides. RefSeq lists its product as uncharacterized. Gene Ontology annotation, cellular component: plasma membrane. The record is from RefSeq and is a predicted model, not a curated record. Gene Ontology annotation, molecular function: odorant binding; olfactory receptor activity. NCBI's taxonomy places the organism in Eukaryota, Metazoa, Arthropoda, Insecta, Hymenoptera, Formicidae. Gene Ontology annotation, biological process: sensory perception of smell; detection of chemical stimulus involved in sensory perception of smell.